Messenger RNA from Aspergillus alliaceus, 801 nucleotides. RefSeq names its product nuclear transport factor 2 family protein. The coding region runs from base 94 to 468 and encodes 124 amino acids. Gene Ontology annotation, biological process: protein import into nucleus. The record is from RefSeq and is a predicted model, not a curated record. Gene Ontology annotation, cellular component: nuclear pore central transport channel. Lineage: Eukaryota; Fungi; Ascomycota; Eurotiomycetes; Eurotiales; Aspergillaceae. The transcript has 6 exons.
UUUUCCUCCCCUCCCUCUAAUAUCCCCAAAUCCAGCUCUAUACCCUCCCUCUUAUACCCAGUCCUAUCGCAUUACGACCCUCAAUCCGUCAAGAUGGCCGACUUCCAGAGCAUCGCUCAACAGUUCGUCCAGUUUUACUACCAGACCUUCGAUUCCAACCGCGCCAGCCUGGCCGGUCUUUACCGCGACCAAUCGAUGCUCACUUUCGAGACCAACUCUGUCCAGGGUGUUGCUAAUAUCACUGAGAAGUUAACCUCUCUUCCCUUCCAAAAGGUUGCCCACCAGGUCGGCACUCUUGAUGCCCAGCCUUCCAAUCAGGAUGGCGGUAUCCUUGUCAUGGUGACCGGUGCUCUCCUUGUCGAUGAGGAGCAGAAGCCCAUGAACUACACCCAGACUUUCCAGCUCUUGCCUGACGGUGCUGGCAGCUACUUCGUCUUCAACGACAUCUUCCGUCUGGUUUAUGGUUAAGUGCGGGAUUGUGGAGACCGAUGGUGUAGGCUAGGGGUGAUCCGGUUAUGAAAAUUAUGAUUAUGGAGGAAGCACGGCGCUGCUGUUGCUUGUUUGAAAGGCAGAAUGUCUUGUUUUGAAUUCCCUAGUUGUGUGGUAGUAGUGUGGAUAUUGAUCGUUACUUCCCUGUUAUACACUGGCUAGACUUGAGACCAUAUCGCUUCGUCUAUCGGCGCUUUUGUCCGAUCUUGUUGUGUUCUGUUUUCCUGCAGAGAUGAAAUGGACGUAUGGGUUCGAUUUCUAGUAACGGAAACGUCUACAGUGUACCUAAUGCUCCAACCCGCAUAUAUACUU